Messenger RNA from Pneumocystis murina B123, 1395 nucleotides. RefSeq lists its product as hypothetical. Gene Ontology annotation, molecular function: GDP-dissociation inhibitor activity. Gene Ontology annotation, cellular component: nucleus; cytosol; Rab-protein geranylgeranyltransferase complex. NCBI's taxonomy places the organism in Eukaryota, Fungi, Ascomycota, Pneumocystomycetes, Pneumocystales, Pneumocystaceae. The transcript is spliced from 6 exons. The record is from RefSeq and is a predicted model, not a curated record. The coding region runs from base 1 to 1395 and encodes 464 amino acids. Gene Ontology annotation, biological process: vesicle-mediated transport; small GTPase-mediated signal transduction; protein geranylgeranylation.
AUGGAAAAUAACGAGCAAUAUGAUUAUAUUGUCUACGGAACAGGUCUUACAGAGUCUAUUCUUGUCUGUGCAUGCUCAGUAAAAAAUACAGUACUUAAUGUAGAUAUUAAUCCAUAUUAUGGAAAAGAUUACGGAAGUUUAAGAUGGGAUGAGCUAAAAAAGUGGGCAAAAGAACUUAAAUCAAAUACAGUUUAUUAUGAUUCAGAAUUGAUAAUCAAUAAUGAAGAAGCUAUGGAAAAGCCGAAGAUGUAUUAUUUUAGUCUUACGCCAUCUCUCAUUUAUUGUAAAUCGAAAAUAAUUGAUUUAAUUAUAUCUUUUAAUCUUCAAUUAUAUCUUCACUUUAAAUCUUUUGAAUCAUCUUUAAUAUAUGAUGAAUUAUAUGAAAACGGAUUUUCUGAGAUUCUGUAUACCAAAGAAAUGUUAGCAUUCAAUAAAAACGUAGAUUUUAUAUGGAAACGUAGGGUGAUGCGUUUUAUUGAAUUUAUAUAUGAUAUUACAUCUGAGAAAAGUCAGGAAAUAUUGAAGGGUCAUGAUGAUGAUCUUUUUGUUGAUUUUAUUUCGUCAGAACCAUUUUCAUUGCCUACUUUAUAUACAAACAUGUUUGUAUAUGGUAUUGCGCUUUCUUAUCUACCUAAUAUCACAGUUAAAGAAGCGCUUCCAAAGAUAAGACAGUUUUUCUUGUCUUUAGGGGUUUUUAUAAAGUUUGCAAUAUUGAAUUGUUCAUUUGGCGGAGGAAGUGAGUUGAUUCAAGCAUUAUCAAGAAAUGCAGCAUUGAAAGGCGCCACGUUUGUUUUGAAAAAACGAAUUACAUCUUAUAAUAUUGAUGAUAAAGAAGAAUAUCCAGUUACUGUUACUUUUGAUGACAACCAAAAAAUCAAAUGUAAAAAACUUAUUACAUCAUAUCAGAUAGGAAAUUACCAACCAAAUACUAUAAUAUUGGACGAGAUUCCACUUUUACGUUCAAUUUGCCUUGUCAAAGGUGAUCUGUCUCGAAUUCUUAAAAAAAAUACUAGCAUAAUAUGUUCAUUUCCUCCUCAUUCAUUAAAAUCAAAUGAAUAUCCUGUACAAGUCAUAAUUGAUGGUAGCGCAACUGGUAAUUGUCCUAAUGGACAAUAUAUUAUAUACGCAUCAACUUUAACUGCUACUAAAGAAAAAAUAUCAAUUUUAUCUGCUAUUCAGGCAAUUUUACGUGUCGCUUCUAUUAAUACCAGCACAAGUCCAGAAAUUAUUUUUACUCUUACUUAUUUUCAACAUCCUAUUAGAACUGAACCUCUUUAUUCUCAACAUCUUAUACCUGUACAAGGUAUUUCUUUCAAUAUUGAUUUUAAUCAAGAUAUCAAUCAUGCUUCUGAUAUUUAUCGCUUUUUAUUCAAUCAGGAUUUGUCAUUCAGCUAA